UCCGCUUAUUAGCAUUUAAUUAAUAUCGCGCAUUUUACAAAAAGACGAGGAUGCCGCGGCCGAGAACGACUCCGUGGAAAGAUCCCGCGUCCGGCGACGAAUCUUCUCACGUUUUUCUUCGUCUUCCCCGUAAAAUUCGUGCGAUUCGGGGAUAACGGUUUCACGAGCUAUCAUCAAGUGGGCCUAAACAGCGAGGCCAAUGCUAGGCGUAUCGCGAUGGUCGAAAACUGCUUUGGCAGUUCGGGACAGCCACUCGCGGUACCUGGCCGAGUUUUGGUGGGAGAAGGUGUCCUGACGAAGAUGUGCAGGAAGAAACCCAAACCCAGGCAAUUCUUUCUGUUCAACGAUAUACUGGUCUAUGGAAAUAUCGUGAUUAAUAAGAAAAAAUAUAACAAGCAACAUAUAAUACCACUGGAAGAGGUAAAAUUAGAGUCUCUAGCUGAUGAGGGUCAAUAUCGUAAUGGGUGGCUCAUUAAAACAGUAACAAAGUCGUUUGCUGUUUAUGCUGCUACUGCAACAGAGAAGCAAGAAUGGAUGGCACAUAUCACAAAAUGUAUUGAAGAUUUAUUAAGAAAAAGUGGCAAAAAGCCUGUCGAAAUUCACGCAGCAGUCUGGGUACCAGAUAAUGAAGCUAUAAUUUGCAUGCACUGCAAUAAGACACAGUUCACAGUAUUAAACAGACGGCAUCACUGUAGGCAAUGCGGAGCGGUAGUUUGCGGUCCCUGCAGUAAUAAAAAAUUAUUGUUACCUGGACAGGGGAAUGGAAAGGCCGUCAGAGUUUGUUUACAAUGUUACGAUGCCGCUAGUAAAAUCAAAGCUAUACCCACAACCACUGUGAAUAGCUUAAAUAACAAAGAUCAGCAACGUAAUUCCGCUGAUAGCUCGGGAGGGGAUAGCUCUGGAGAUGACGAUGAGGGAAACAAGGAAGAAAAUCAUGAUGAGCCUAAAUUUUAUUCGACGCUCGGCCGAUGAAGAUGAUUAUACAUCACAUCAAACAAUAUCAGAAAAAUAUAAAAAUUUUAUAAAAGGAUAUUUUUUAAAAAAGCGCCAAUGAUAUUAAACUAUUACACAGUUCAAAGAAAAGAACCAAGAAAAAAGAUAAUCAUUCCUUAUAAUUUUUAUGCACACACAAUACAAUUUCAUAAAUGCUCUAUUGCAUUACAAUUUUAAUUAAUUUAAGGUCAAAAUUGUAAAAAAGAAUAGACUACUUUAAUUGCUUUUACAUUAGAUCUGUAUUUAGUAAAUUGAGAACAUAAGUUUGAAUAAAUAAUUGAAAAAUG
Cataglyphis hispanica is the source of this 1280-nucleotide messenger RNA. It is a transcript of the gene rush, whose product is annotated as pleckstrin homology domain-containing family F member 2. The transcript is spliced from 8 exons. Gene Ontology annotation, molecular function: phosphatidylinositol binding; metal ion binding. The record is from RefSeq and is a predicted model, not a curated record. Lineage: Eukaryota; Metazoa; Arthropoda; Insecta; Hymenoptera; Formicidae. Gene Ontology annotation, cellular component: early endosome. The coding region runs from base 217 to 972 and encodes 251 amino acids.